GAUUUCUAUAAAUGGAGUCAAAAAUAGAAACACCCCAACCUGGUCGGUUAGCGCAGCUUUGAUAUCAAUUAUUAAACUAAUACCUUGCCCGCAGCAUAAUCUUUUAAAGAACAUAAUUAAUCCCCUUUUUUUUUUGGUUCCCUCUUUCGUUCAGGGCUUCAUACCUGUCCGCUGUCGCUAUCACACUCUUUUUUUCGAUAAAUCUCCUGCUGGCCAGGUAAAGAGGUUAUCUAAUACUCCCCUUCAGUGGCACAUCCUCGACCUUAUUCACCUUGGACGGAUCCAUCUGUUUUUCUUUCUCGUUGCAGCUGUUUCUACUCUUAAAAAGCUUACUGUUGUCGGUUCAAAAUGUCUUUCGCUAUAAUCGCCCCCUCUCCCAAAUCGCCCGCCUCUUCUCCAGGUAUGGCCAGCUCUAUAGAACUUGUCAAGCCGGUUUCCAGGUCCAAAAAGUCCCGCAAGCCUACAGGAAAGUCGUCGUCUAGCCCGUCAACACAAGGGAAUCCUGGCAUCAAGAAGGCGGAGAAGCUACAUAGAAGAUCUCGUUCUGGAUGUUUUACAUGCCGCCUGCGACGCAAGAAGUGCGACGAAGGCCAUCCUGCUUGCCGUGCUUGCAAAAAUCUCAAGCUCCGAUGUGAAUAUGAACGGCCAAUGUGGUGGGGAAACAAUGAACAGAGAAAGUCGCAAAAGGAGUACAUUAAGGAUCUCAUCAAGAGCACCAAGAUGAACGAAAAGACAGUUUCAUGUCCUCGUCAAUCAUGCUGCACAUACAGCCCUCCUGACCUUUCUCAUUCAGCUCCAACCCCUGAGGCAUACCCAGAUACCACUUCGCAAACCCGAGACACUUCUCUAGAGCCGCCUUACUGCACUGAAGGAGAGCCUAGCCAUGUUCACAUCCAGGAAUUAUAUGAUUCAUAUGCUCAAGAUCAGCCAUCACAUUUGGAUUCUAACGGAUUCUGGUCUGCUCCAACGCCGUAUGAAGUAGAUGUCAAAACAGAGAGCGAGCUAUUCAUCAAUGAUAUCCCAACUCGACGGGACUCAUCAACGUCUACUUUCAAUACUUUCCAGCCUCCUCUUGCCCAUGCCAUGCUACCUUCAUUUGCUGAAGAUGACUGGGCGCGAAAUGAUGUGUUCGAUUCCAAGGUUCUCUCAGAGCAUAGCUGCCUUGAGUUUUCUCACGUCCCCGUGGGUGUUCCUUCGAUCCAGGUUGACGAUUCAGACCGCCAUUUACUGGAUCAUUUCUUUGAGAAUGUAUCUAGCAAAAUAUUCCCCAUCCUGGAAACCAGAAAACGAGGAGGUGUGUUCGCUGAUGUUAUUCUCCCUGCCAUCGAGUCGAAUAAGUGCUAUCUGCACUGCUGCCUAAGCAUUGCUGCUGUUCAUCUAAAGUCAACGCAGCAUGUCAUCAGCGACUUCAUCGACAAUGAUAUCCUUAAGCACCGCUUCCAGGCCGUUUCUGAGCUUUGCUCUUCUCUGAACCAGGAUACCGAUCAUCUUCAGAUUCUCGAGGCCACUCUCAGUAUGGCGUUCUUCCAAUGCGCUGCUGGUCGUGCAAACGACACUCUCCCUGAUGUUCCGUGGCACCAACACUUCCAAGCAGCCACGGGCUUGAUCCACAAACUGGACCUUCCCCACCGCCUUCUAGAAUCCGACCAUGGCGCUGUUCAUCCGCCAUUCAGCAUGAGCCUAGCUGCCUGGAUCGAUAUCUUGGGAUCAACGAUGCUCGGACAGAUGCCGCAGUUCGCACAUACAUACAGAACCAAACUCUUUGGUGGAUCAAGCGCCGGGCUUUGUGAACUAAUGGGUUGCGAAGACCGAGUCAUGUAUUUGAUUGCAGAAAUCUCGUGUCUCGAUGCUUUGUGUAUCGAGGGCCGAACUGACCAUGCUAGCCUUUGUGGCCAUGUCACGAACCUUGCUCAACAGCUUGACCAUACUGAACCACCGGCUGGAUCGCUCGUCAAACCAUUCUCAGAGAACGGGGUUUUGCUACCCCAGCAGCUUUCUAGAAACAUCACUGCCCUAUUCAGAGUGGCCGCGCGUGUCUAUCUUUGCAGUCUUGUUCCUGGAUCCAAACGCGACCAGCCAGGCACCGUUAGCCUGAUCUCACAUGCUGCGGAACUGCUUGACCUCAUCCCUAGUGGGCCAGAAGGAUUUGAUACCUCCCUUGUCUGGCCACUACUCAUUUGCGGCUCGCUUGCAACUCCUGGAAGUACAUUCCGCGAGACGCUUGGCAAACGAAUAGAGCAAAUGGGUCAGCAGGCCGAGCUAGGAAGCUUUGGCCGCAUGAUAUGCGUGCUUCAGAAAGUCUGGCGUCUUGCAGACGAGAAAGCUCUCAUAGAGGCAGAACAACCAACAGCAUUUUCCCAGCGAUCUAAUGGGGAGCUUCCGCUGAUAAGCAACAAUAUUGUCCGCUGGCGAGAUGUCAUGCAACAAAACGGCUGGGAUUUUCUCCUGAUCUAAUUUCUACUUUUCCCGGAUUUGUUCAAGUUACACUGAAGACGAGGCGAUGUCUUACGAUAAUUAUUAGCCUUGUGAUUAGUUUGAUACUAUCACUAAGGUUGAGGAGCUGGCACUCCUUUUACGAUCACUACAGCAGCAUUAAACUGCCCAGUGGACCUGGGUUGGCGACAUUUUAUUCAACGGAAGGCAUUAUGAUGAAACCUUCUAUAUACCUAAUAUUUAUUCAAUAUACCCCCUUUUUAGCUUUACGCAAACCGCUCCUUGCCCCUUCACAAACCAGUACCAGCCUGGAGACAUUUUAGCGUUUGAAACACUCUCAGAUCCGUUUGUGGCUGAGCCUCAGCUUGCAUAAGUUUGGGGGCCGUUUUCGAUCUGCAAGGGCCAUGUCUAUUAUUGGGGCCCCGAGUAAUUUCCCCCUUUCAUGCUCUGCGUUGUUGCAGCGUUCUAUGGAGAAGGGGACGAGGACCAUCAUCUCUAUUUCUUUUGCCUUGCAACAUCUGCUCCAUGCUUACUGAACCUAUUACUUUAUGUAUAUUUAAGCUAGGAUACCUUUCUGCAUUGUUUGGUCACUGGGAUAGAUAUAUGUGAGUUUGAAAUAUUUGUAGGGAUGAAAGAAACUCGAAAGAGUUACCCUCCAUUAUAUUUAGCUUCAACAUUAGUUAGCUAAAGCCUUCACUGGCAAAUGAAUAACAACGAAAACAUCAUUAAAUGAAAAGGUCCUUCAGAAAUCUUGUUUCAGAGCUCUGAAUAGGACAAUGCUAUCUACUGUUCAUUAUAUUAACUACUAACAGUUUGACCGCUAAAGGUAACAUGAAGUCCUGUAUAAUCAAGUAUUUCCCGCUACUUAUUCAAGCCCUAAUACCGCAGUAGCUCUGUUUCAUGACAGUGACAGAAUAACUAUGUGUAGUAUCUCACAACUCGGUAACCUAGAGUUCCAAGAUCAAUGACUUCCUAUCAAAUGUAGGAUUGAAAUGAGCUGGGGGUUGAGUCUUACUAAGCGUCAUGGCAAUGGCUUAUUUGCAAAUAAUAGGAGUCUGAUAUUACGUGGAUCGACUGGCCCAGUGGUUAAGGCGUCCGCCUUACAUACGAAGUUACGCGGAAAAUCGCAGGUUCGAUCCCUGCGUCGAUCAUUAUCAC
Molecule: messenger RNA, 3591 nt
Organism: Trichophyton rubrum CBS 118892
Lineage: Eukaryota; Fungi; Ascomycota; Eurotiomycetes; Onygenales; Arthrodermataceae
Exons: 2
Coding region: 349-2454 (701 amino acids)
Biological process (GO): positive regulation of transcription by RNA polymerase II
Cellular component (GO): nucleus
Molecular function (GO): DNA-binding transcription factor activity, RNA polymerase II-specific; transcription cis-regulatory region binding; zinc ion binding
Source: RefSeq, a predicted model, not a curated record